UCGCGAUGUCGCGGAUGCGAUUCGCACGCCAGUGCAAAUUGGGGAUUGCGUCGGACGGUGCCACGAGGUUAUGUCUGAUCGCGUCGUGAUCGGUGCCAUGUACACGCACCGCGUACAUCAAUGUGAAUUACUAAAUUAAGAAAUUACUCCCCCCUAAUGUUGAGGUGGAACCGACGGGCUCUCAUAUCGCUCGACGUGUCGGCCGGCUGGGAACGUGUCCGCCGAGAGAUACGAGAUAACACACGCAGGGAGGGAGAUAGAGAGGAGUAGCUGGGCUCUAAUGUCAGUUAUCGGAGACGCAAGAUGCAGCGGCUAGAAAUAACAGGGAUUAUACUGUGCCUACUCAACGUUCUAAUGAUAGACUGGAGCAGCGCAGGUGUAAUAGGCCACAAGAAUUCGCCCCAAGGUCUGAUGUUGCUGGGCGGCCAGAGCCUGUACAACGCCAGUGACGACGUGGUGAUACUCAAUGCCACCAAUUUCAAGUCCCACGUUUACGGGAGCGCCAGAAGCUGGCUGGUCGAGUUCUACAAUAGCUGGUGCGGCUUUUGUUACAGAUUCGCGCCGACGUGGAAGGCUUUGGCCAGCGACGUUCUACCCUGGAGCGAUAUCGUCGUAGUCGCGGCUAUAGAUUGCGCCGAUGACGACAACAAUCCAAUCUGCCGCGAGUACGAAAUCAUGCACUAUCCAAUGCUGAAAUAUUUCUCUAUAAAUGCACACCCGCCGUCCUUGGGUAUAGCAAUAGAAAAGGGGGACAGCGUCGACUCGGUCAGGCAUAAUUUAAUUAGCAGGCUCGAGACGGAGCAACAGGAAGGACGAGGCUCUACGUGGCCUAACAUCGCACCGUAUAGGAACGUCGAAAUAACGGAUAUUUGGAAGACAGUGCCCAGCCACGUGAAGCACUUCUUCCUGAUCUUCGAGGCCACGGAUUCGCACUUGGGCGCCGAAGUCAUUCUUGAUCUCCACAAAGUCAGCAGCUUGCAGAUACGCAGGGUGACCUCCGACAACGAGCUACUGUGCCUGAUGAACAAGGUCACCAAGUUCCCAACCUUGAUAGCUUACGGGCGCAACGAGUCGCAGAGGGUCGUCACCGUGCGAAUACCGACGAGGCAGGGUGUGCGACGAGCUAUCAAGGAUUACGCGAUCGCGAGGGGAGUGAACGUCGACGAGGCGAGCACGACGGUGCAGAGUGCGGAGAACACGCGUCGAACGACGGUCGUGAGGGGCCGCGAAGUCGUGGAGGAGCAGCUGCAAUCGUCAACGAGGACCGACGAUUACGUGUACCAACUCGACCUGGAGAGCGCGCUGCGCUACUCGAUCAAUCACGAGAUACCGAUGAUGAAGUCGAUAGACGGCGACAGGAUGAAGGCGUUGCAGAAGUAUCUCGCGGUGUUGGCGGCGUAUUUUCCUCUGCGACGUGGCAACGCCUAUCUGGAGGUGAUACGCGACGUCGUCGAGAAGAAGAGCGCGAUGACCGGCGAGGAGUUCAGUCAGCUGGCGAAGACGACGGAGGAGGAGCUGUCGCCAGUGUACUCGGGCGCGCCCCGCCAGUGGAUAGGAUGCAAGGGGAGCACGGACUCGUACCGCGGCUAUCCCUGCGGACUGUGGACCAUGUUUCACACGUUGACCGUCAAUUUCGCGCUGGAGCACGACAAGGCGCUCGUCCAGCCUCUCUCGCGGGACCCCACGCAGGUGCUGCGAGCGAUGCACGGCUACAUCGGGACCUUCUUCGGUUGCGCCGACUGCGCCGCGCACUUUGUCGAGAUGGCCGACAAGAAAAGGAUGUUCGACGUGCGCACCAAGAACGACGCCGUGCUCUGGCUGUGGCAAGCGCACAAUCUGGUGAACACACGGUUGUCGGGCGACAAUACGGAGGACCCGGAGCACAGGAAGAUGCAGUAUCCCGCGGCCGAGCACUGCCCGGCGUGUAGAUACGCCGACAACCGCUGGAACGAGGAGGAGGUUUUUCGAUACCUCACGAGCAAGUACGGCAGUAGCAGCAUCAAGCUCGACGGGAUCAACAGUUCCGACGACGUGGGCAUGACCAACGGCAACGGCUCGAGAGUCAGGCCCGAGAGACUGGCCAAGGAGACGAAGCGCGCCACGGCUUUCGGCUGGGACUUGAACGUCUUUGAUAUCAGCAUCUGCGUCGUGCUGUACGUCACCUCGGCCGCGAUACUCGUGCUCGUAUGCAUCAAGUUCGCCGUUAAGAGGACAUAUAAGAAAAAGGGUCACGCUAGUUUGUUGCCCAAGGUAUAAUCUUCCGUCUUACGUUCGUGCAGUCCACGCACGCAAUCGCCUAACAUUCCUGGCUCGGCGAGUAAAACACUCGGGCACUUGGGUUCCACUUGGCAGAACAAAAUCUCAAAUCUUUAGGUUGUGAUAUCUUCCAGCUGUAACGGAUCGUUCCGGCGGGAUGGCGAAAGUCGCAUUUGCAUUUCGGCGGAUUGCAGUUGGAGAAGCUUUUUGCGUUAAACCAGUUAACGCCAGUAGCAAAACGAUAGUAACCAACAAAUCAAAACUACUCUAAAUGAAUCGGAAAACAUUCGCUCGACUCCAAGUGAGGAAUCGGACGACGUUUUGCGGAUUGUCAAUUAAAGUUUUUCUACUGGCAAAAGCAGCAUGCAUUUUGUACAGAAAACGGGGAUCAAUGAUAUAUUCUUUCGCGAGUUGGCUUUUUUUUAAGUAAAGAUUGAAUUGCAGAAUAGUUGUGGUUUAAGUGUUCUUGAACUCGCGAUCUUGCUUUGUAACAUUCGCCUCAAACUCGUCCAAAGAAUAUAUCUUCAUUAUCGAUUUAUACGAGAUUAUUUCUACUUAGGGAUUCGUGUCAUCUUGCGAAAGAUGUAGAUGUAUGGCUGAUAAUAUAUACAGGUGACAAAAUAAGAACGGAUCAAGUAAAACAUUCAAUUAUUUAACGUCGCUGUACACGCGGAAUAACGUUCUCGUCUUGCUGUGGCGCGUCAGAGAAUGCAUUUAUGUAAUCCUGGUGAAACCGUGAUCAAAGAUAAUAUGAUACACACCGCAAGUGUUUGGCGCUUCUUUACCUCACGGCAGGCGCGACGCGACUGAAAUGAUUUUCCGUCGGAAUUAUUAUUAUUAUGUAUUGUAUCAAAAACUCUAAACGGUAUAAAAUCACGAUGCGAUCAAACAGUUACCAGAAGAUAUCGAAAGAUGGUAAUCUAUUUUAUUCCACAGCAACAGGCUUCCCGAAAUGUUUGCGUACGCCUUUCUUUGGCAUUUUUUAUACAAUCGUUCUUUUACAUGAAAAACUAUACCGUUUAGGGUAAACCGGCAGGUAUUCAGAUGAAAAGAAUCGUAUAUAAUAGUAACUGUUGAUAUUUAACUAGAUAUUAAGCAAUCGAGAUGUUGAAUCGCGAACUUGGGUGAUCCGAGAGAUUAUAUAAAAAGAUACGGUUGUGAUUUAAGUCACAAAUAUCUGCACGCCGAUGAAAGUCGAUCCUUUAAUUUGUAAAUACGCACCCAGACAAAAUUAUCCCUACUGAUUAUGUAUACUAUAAGCCGUUGUCUUUCUUAUGUACAGUUUUCUAAUAAAAUGUAAUGUACAAUUAAAUGUAUAACUAUACAAUUAAAUACUUCGCAGUGUUUCAAAACAGUAACGAGUGAUACGCUUUAUAAAUACUUCAAAUCAAAGCUUUCUCCAGAAAAUAUAUAUGAAGCAUUAAACAAUUAAGAUCAGGAGGAACCUGGAAAGUUUUCGAUGCGUUCGUUCAGCUUCAAUGUAAGAGACAAUUAGCACUGAUACUAUUAAUGUAAUGUUAAGCGUGCCAAAGAAAUAUGCAAUUAUUUGUAUAUGUAACUGAAUAAAACUAUAUAAUACUGCC
Vollenhovia emeryi is the source of this 3839-nucleotide messenger RNA. RefSeq names its product sulfhydryl oxidase 2 (gene Qsox1). Gene Ontology annotation, molecular function: flavin-dependent sulfhydryl oxidase activity; protein disulfide isomerase activity. NCBI's taxonomy places the organism in Eukaryota, Metazoa, Arthropoda, Insecta, Hymenoptera, Formicidae. The transcript has 4 exons. The coding region runs from base 304 to 2256 and encodes 650 amino acids. Gene Ontology annotation, cellular component: Golgi membrane. The record is from RefSeq and is a predicted model, not a curated record. Gene Ontology annotation, biological process: protein folding.